This is a messenger RNA of Gaeumannomyces tritici R3-111a-1, 1751 nucleotides long. RefSeq lists its product as hypothetical. Bases 297 to 1391 code for a protein of 364 amino acids. The transcript has 4 exons. The record is from RefSeq and is a predicted model, not a curated record. NCBI's taxonomy places the organism in Eukaryota, Fungi, Ascomycota, Sordariomycetes, Magnaporthales, Magnaporthaceae.
GGUCACGCCAAGCGCACUGCAAUGCACGCCCUGUGUCGCGACAAUUCGAGCCAGCCGCGCGUGUGUGUGCGCCCGCCCGUCGCAUGAUUGAGGGAAACGACCAGCCGACUUGAUGGGCCUGGCCUUGCAUCUUAAUUGAGCGCUUUUAAUUCAUCGUUGUCCCAAAUCCAUGUCGGCGCGCGUUUCAACUCGACAAAUGGGCCACGACGCAAAAUGAACGACGCCAACGACGACGACGACGACCAUCACAACAACACCACCAUCGCUCUCAAACAAGCCACCCUGACCACCCCGACAUGGCGUCCCUGAAGCUGUCUUCGCUGCCGUCGCUGAGGCGGCAGAACCUGCUUGCCGAAUUCGCAGGACUGAAGCAGGCCCGCCCCGACGGCGUCUUCGUCAGCUUAACCCCCGGCGAUCCGACCCUGUGGUCGGGCGUCAUGUUUGUUCGCAAAGGACCGUACGCGAACUCGAUCCUGCGCUUCCAGAUCUCGUUCCCCGACACGUAUCCCCGCCUGCCGCCGCUGGUGACCUUCUCGACCGACAUGUUCCACCCCCUCAUCGCGCCCCUGACCACAUACAUGUACACCACCGACAUCCACGACAACGGUACCGUCAGCGCCACCGAUGACGAGCGCCUGCCCCCGGGCGGCUUCAGUCUGCGCCACGGCUUCCCCGCCUGGUUCGGCAGGGGCAGCUCCCGGACCAGGAGCGCCAACAGCAACGCCAACAGCGUGCAGCAGACGCCCCCGAGGCCGUCCAAUCACAGCAAUACUGAUAACAACAGUGGCGGCAGCCAGGGUGCCGACGUCACUCCCGCGCCGUCCUCCAAGGUCUCGUCCGUCGGCGGCCCACACACCUACCUGCGCACGACGGCGGCCAGGGGCGAGGACGUGUCCACGUACGACGUGCUCCGCUACAUUUCCAGCACCUUUGACGACGAGGACGUGCUCGACUCGAUCCCGCUCGAGGCCGCCGGGAACCCGGGCGCCUGGCACGCCUGGAGGACGCGCCAACAGCAGAAGCAGCCGCCGCCGCCGCCGCCGACGGCCCCCUCGAUCGAUGGUGUCGCGGCCGGCGAUGGGGCUGCCGUGCCGGAUGCCCCGGAAUCGGUGGCGCCUUCCGAGGACGGCAACGCCAGCACAGCCGGGACGACGGCCGGUGGUAGCAGCGUCGGCGCCGCCACGCCCGCCGCACCCCGCAAGCCUGGCGAGUGGAACUGGGACGGCGUGUGGGAGGACAGGGUCGACAGGCUCAUCGCGGCCAGCCUGUCGGAGCAGGCGCUUUUUGGAAGCGCCGUGGCCGACGAAGUGAUCCGGUUUGCGAACAUGGAGAGGGGCGAUGUCGGUCUUAUUCAGGAGAAUCUAAUCAGGACUCUAGGGCCACCUAUGUGAGGCCUUGAUUUAUUUUGUUCAUUGUGGGGUGAAUGCACCUUCCCCCUGAGCAGCAUGUGUUAUCUGGGAGGUACGAAUCACCUUUUGAACUACCUCUGGUUGGAAGGCACGCAUGUCUCCCUCGGAAUUGCACCUGCCACCACCGAUGCGUGGAUUUCUGGGCACCUCGAAGGCGCCUCCUUGGGCUGGGAGGCAGUUUCCCUCGCCGUUGCAUGGCGAAAUCUAGCUACGUUUUUGUAUUUUUGUUUUUGUUUCUCUUUCCUUUCCUCGUGUCUAGAAUAGUUCGCUUUAGACUGGCAGCCACCAAUACCCCCAAAUGCUUUAUUCAUCUUGAUUUCGAUCCCAUCAUUUGAGGUCGAC